AUGUCGAUUCUUCUCCCUCUUUACAUCUAUCCCACGCCAGGCGCGUGGGAUCCGCUUUAUGCAGCUGCGCAAGCGCAUCGAAACGUCGACUUCACCGUCAUCCUCAACCCUUGCUCCGGCCCAUGUUUAGGCAGCCUACCAGACCAAGUAUACCUCGACGAGGUACCAAAGCUACGGUUACACCCAAACAUACGAACGCUUGGAUAUGUUGCGACGCACUACACAGACAAGCCGAUCGAGUCAGUGUUGGCAGAGAUUGACAUCUAUUCGAGAUGGCCAAAAAUCGCAAACGAGACGGGGUUCCGUGUAGAUGGGAUAUUCUUGGAUGAGACACCAAGCACGUAUUCGACCGAUGAGUACGAGUAUUUGAAGGUUGCGGCGCAAGCAGUGAGGAAUGGAACGACGUUUAAAGAUCGAUUUAUUGCGCAAAACCCAGGCCUGAUGCCGAGCGAAAUUCUAAACUCCCAUGCUGUGUACCAAGAAUCGUAUCUCAACCUUACCGACAUCACCGUCGUUUUCGAGGAAUCGUUCGACAGAUGGUUAGACAAGGACACAUUAGACCCUCUGCAAUCACACAACAUUCGGCGGUCGAAGCUCGCCGUAAUACUGCACGGAUUACCAAAUCUCACCAAGAAUGUGCUGGAUUUCAUGAUCGAUCAGGUGGAGGAGACAGCAGAUUGGCUGUUUCUUACCGAUGUGCAAGAGAAGGAUGAGUACUAUCAUAGUUUCAGCCCGAUAUUCGAGGCGAUGGUGAAGAGUGUAGAUGGUGCGGAACGAAGGCGGACGAGGAACUAG
Parastagonospora nodorum SN15 is the source of this 795-nucleotide messenger RNA. RefSeq lists its product as hypothetical. The coding region runs from base 1 to 795 and encodes 264 amino acids. Lineage: Eukaryota; Fungi; Ascomycota; Dothideomycetes; Pleosporales; Phaeosphaeriaceae. The record is from RefSeq and is a predicted model, not a curated record. The transcript has 3 exons.